Molecule: messenger RNA, 1629 nt
Organism: Klebsormidium nitens
Lineage: Eukaryota; Viridiplantae; Streptophyta; Klebsormidiophyceae; Klebsormidiales; Klebsormidiaceae
Source: the annotation of a GenBank genome assembly
CGCACUGAUUGGCACUGAAGUUGCAGCUGACCUUCCUCGGUUUCUACGCAUUCACUGCUGGACUUCAACCACAUCAUGCAGACGUGAUGUGACGGUUCAUGAGGCGGGCUUUGCAAGGUCGCGUGGCUCCCCACAAGCAAUAGGACCUAGACGUGACCAGUCUCAUUUAUAAGGAAGAUCAUCCAGAGACUUUUGAUAUCGGAAGGUGGCGAAAUGGCUAAGAAGGGAAGGACGGCAGGUGUUGCAAAGCGUGCCGAGCAGGUGCAGAUGGACAAGCUUGCUCCAGGAGAUGUUGUGCCUCUUUCCAGCAUCUCUGGCGGCAACAUUGCCGGCGGCCAGGAGGCUUUGGCCAGGGCUUUCAAAAGCAACCUGUGUAGGUUUUGGGCACAGCACAAGCACGGCUUUUGUAGUAUGUGGGAAGGUUUAAGCCGCAAGGAGAAGGGCACUUUCCUUCGAAAUUGCUAUGAGAACAUUCCAGAGAACAGCAAAGAUGUUGGAAGGCAUGGAAAGCCGCUGGUUGAUGAGCUGCUCCUCAGUCCCGAGAUGAACAUCCAGGAUCUUGUGUCGGAUGGCACAGGCUCUUUGACCUGCCUGUUUGAGAACUGGUGUAAUAGUGACUUGAAAGAUGACAUUUCGCAUGCCAGAGCAAUGGUCAAUAGCCUCAUGAACCGGGGCAAGCUGCCAAGGCAGAGGCCUAGGCAGUAUACCAUGCUGGUCGACCUGGAUGAUGAGAUCAAAGUGGGAGGUUUCAUUGAAUGCCAUCAGCAGAUGGCCCUUGAUAAGUUUCAGCAGUUUGAAGCCAUGGGGGUAGCGCUGCAAAGGGAUGUGUAUGACCUGGCGCAGACGCGCGUGAACAAGCUGCUCUCAUCAUUGGCGCUCUGGGCGGACCUGUAUCGCACCAAGAUACUUCGAUUGGACAACUUCUUCGUGUCCUCGCCCUGCGUUGGCUGUGCUAAUUGUAGGAGGCCGGACUCAAGAAACGGAAGCGAGCUACGAGGCUGCCCGGGCUGUGUCAACAGGACAGUGAGACUGUACUGCAGCAAGGAGUGCCAGCGGGCGCACUAUGCAACUCACGUGAGGGAGUGCAAGAGGAGAGUAGAGGCCGCAAAUAUCGGAAAAGCGGAUGCAUGCCAAGUCUGUGGUGAUCCGGAGUCAGAAGAAGGGGGGCCCUUGAGAAGGUGCGGCGGGUGCAAUAACGAGCAGGUCAAGUACUGUGGUACAGAAUGUCAGAAGGCUGCCUGGCAAGCCGGACACAAGAAGGAUUGUAAGCGCGGCUGAAGCAUGGAAGCAUGUGAAAAUAGUAAGAUACUUUCAUUCUAGCUCUGGGCAAAGUGACUGAGAAUCAUUGUCGGACUAGGGGAUCAUAACGUCUGAUGAGGGAAUGAUUGACAGUUCAUCCAAAGUUAAGACGGUCUUUGUGUGUAUCACCGCUUAUUAACAAUUACAGGUGAAGAGCUUGCAUAGAGUUUGAGAUCGACAUUACUAAGUUCAUGCAGGGUAUGAUAUCAAUCGCGAGCAGAUAUUGAUAGCAAGGCCGCCGUUUUCUAGACGGUAUAGGGUCUUGGACCAAGAACCAUGCUGUCGCUUGAGCACAUCUUCUAGAGCCCAGCGGUUGCGCAUCAAUAUCCA